UCGGAGGAGAAAAUCAAAAUCUCGGAGAGGUCUGGAUUUUACAAUUCAUUGAUUCGGCCUCCUUAAAUAUCCUCUCCAUAAAUGGUAACCGUUUCAAUGCCUUCACAAAAAUGUUUAGAUUCCCUUCACCAGUCGUCCCCCAUUUUCCCCCAAAUUUCCCUCUCGAAAACGCCUCUCUCUCUCUCUCUCUCUCUCUCAAUUUCUCAAUCGCUCUGUAGAUGGAUGCGUUACGUUCGUAUCCGGUCAAUUUCAGCUCCGCUAGGGCUCCGAUCUCGAGCGACGGCGAUGGAUCGAAGAAGCGGUCGAUUAGGAGAAGGAUGAACAAGGCGGCGGUCGAGUGGCUCAGGAGACGAUCCACGGCGGCGAAGAUAGCUCUUGCGGCGGCCGCAGCGAUGUUUGCGCUCGUGAUUCUGAAGCUCACUGUUAAGAAUCAUAACUAUGUCUUCAUCGCCGGUGAAUCCAGCCACGCCGCCGGUCUCCUUGUCCUUGCUUACAAGCUCACCACUCAUAAAACCUGCUCCGGUCUGUCAUCAAAAUCUCAAGAACUCACAGCUUUAUUCCUUGGAGUAAGAUUGGUGUGUGGGACAAUCAUGGAUAUUGACAUUUACACAAUUUUGGACUUCAUUACCCUCGUCUCCACCAUAUGGGUUAUCUACAUGAUUCGCUACAAGUUGAAGAAUACCUAUGCCAAAGCCUUCGACAACUUCCAUUUGUAUUAUGUGGUUGUUCCUUCCAUGGUGCUUUCUAUGGUGAUAUUUCCCCACGCACACCACAAUCAUUUGGUUCGUGUGUUGUGGGCAUUUGGUGUAUAUGUAGAAUCUUUUUCAGUGUUGCCUCAACUUCUAAUGAUGCAGAAUGCCAAGAUGAUAGAACCUUUCACUGCUCAUUAUGUGUUUGCUUUGGGGAUUUCAAGAUUCCUAGCUUUUGCUCAUUGGGUCAUUCAGGUUUUCGAGACUCGUGGGCGAUAUUUGUUAUUGGUUGGCAAUGGUUAUUUUUGGUUCAUGACAGCUUUCAUAGCAGAAAUGAUUCAAACCUUCAUCUUGGCCGAUUUUUGUUACUAUUACAUAAAGAGUUUCAUGCAAGGAAAAUUGAGGAUGCCUAUUUAGAAUCUCAUUUUUCUCUAGAAAAUAUAGAAAUGGUCUUGGAUGUUCCAAAUUUGACAUACUAUAUGAAAGGUAUGAAUUUUGAUUCUGGAUUUUCCUUGUGGUGCAAAGUUUUCUUUUGUAGCUACAUUCUUGGUAUCUUGUUAAACUUCAUUAAUCUAUCCUUUUCUUCGUCA
This is a messenger RNA of Momordica charantia (bitter melon), 1279 nucleotides long. RefSeq lists its product as uncharacterized. Gene Ontology annotation, biological process: protein retention in ER lumen. The record is from RefSeq and is a predicted model, not a curated record. Gene Ontology annotation, molecular function: ER lumen protein retrieval receptor activity. Gene Ontology annotation, cellular component: membrane. NCBI's taxonomy places the organism in Eukaryota, Viridiplantae, Streptophyta, Magnoliopsida, Cucurbitales, Cucurbitaceae.